Messenger RNA from Aspergillus puulaauensis, 1401 nucleotides. RefSeq names its product aldehyde dehydrogenase family protein. The coding region runs from base 1 to 1401 and encodes 466 amino acids. The transcript has 4 exons. Lineage: Eukaryota; Fungi; Ascomycota; Eurotiomycetes; Eurotiales; Aspergillaceae. Gene Ontology annotation, molecular function: aldehyde dehydrogenase (NAD+) activity. The record is from RefSeq and is a predicted model, not a curated record.
AUGUCCAACCAAAUUCGAACGAUCUCGCCCUCCACUGGAGAGGCCAUCUUUGAACACCCCGGCCACUCCAUCAGCCAAGUCCGCCAGAUUGCAAAUGUUGCAAAAGAUGCCUGCCACUCGUUCAGAUCACUUAUACUCGGAGAACGCAAGGCAAUUGUUGCCAAGUUCUUGACCAUCCUCUCCGAGAACAAGGAGAAGCUUGCGAGUGAAUUGACACAGCAAAUGGGGCGUCCGAUCUCCUACACUGCGGGGGAAAUCGACACGGCCUGCAAGCGCGGAAAUUACCUUCUCUCGAUUGCAGACAGCAGUCUGCGGACCAUCCCCGGAGAGCCAGAAGAAGGAUUCAGGCGAUUCGUCAAGAAAGAGCCCGUUGGACCAGUCCUGAUCUCCACAGCCUGGAAUUAUCCCUACCUGAUCACCAUCAACGCCCUAAUCCCAGCCCUCCUCGCCGGAAACCCUGUUAUCCUGCGCCCCUCCCCCCAAACACCACUCGUGGGCGACCGGCUGGCCUCCUAUUUCCACGAAGCGCAGUUACCGAAACCAUUCAUGCAGGUGAUCCACUGUGCAUCGUGCGAAGUCCUUGGCGACAUCACCACCAUCCCUGAAAUUAAACUCGUCUGCUAUGUGGGGUCGACAUCGGGGGGUCUCCAGCUUCGGACAGCUUCCGCACGCAGACUCCUCCCACUUAACCUGGAACUAGGGGGUAAAGACGCGGCGUAUGUGCGUGAAGAUGCGGAUUUGAGGUAUACAGCUGCGCAGAUUGUUGACGGGGCGGUGUUUAAUUCGGGGCAGAGCUGCUGUUCCAUUGAACGGGUUUACGUGCAUUCUGACGUGCAUGACGUCUUUGUGGAGGAGGUUCAAAGGGAACUAGCAGCGUAUGUCGUCGGCGACCCCACUGAUAGGGCGACCACCGUGGGGCCUGUGAUCUCGAAUCAAGCUGUCAGGAAUAUACAGGGUCAUAUAGACGACGCCGUUGCCAAGGGUGCCAUUGAUGUUACCCCCAACAGCCCUGGUUUACACUCGCCCCCGAAACUUGGCAGCUAUAUUGCGCCCAGAGUCCUUACGAAUGUGUCUCACAAUAUGAAUGUGAUGCGCGAUGAGACAUUUGGUCCUGUAAUCCCUAUUAUGCAAGUCAACAAUGACCAGGAAGCAGUUGCCGCAAUGAACGAUAGUGAGUACGGCCUAACGGCAAGCGUCUGGACAAGGGAUAUCCAGCGUGGCGAGGCCCUAAUCGACGAAAUCGAAGCCGGGACUGUCUUUAUUAACCGAUGUGACUACCCGAGUCCGGACCUUGCAUGGGUAGGCUGGAAGAAUUCAGGACUGGGAUCCUCGUUAGGACCACAGGCAUUCGAUGCGUUUUAUAAGUUGAAGAGCUUCCAUAUUCGUGAGAGUCAGUGCUAG